AUGUCCUCUUCCCACCAUCCGCAGUCAGAUGGUCAAACAGAAAGGGUAAACCGCACUCUGGAGCAGAUGCUCCGAACAUAUAUACAAACCGACGAGAGGGACUGGGAGCGUCUCUUACCGGCAUUAGAGCUCGCCUACAACACGACGAGCCACUCUUCGACGGAGCUCUCUCCGUUUGAGAUCAUGAUCGGGCAAAACCCGAUCACAGCAGCAGACUUAGAUGUUGUGGGAAACUUGGAUCCGACGCUCACCCCUCCCAUGACAAAAAUCUUCCAGCAGUUAUGCGACAGAGCGCAAGGACAUAUCCUGAAAGCCAAAUGGCAGCAGAAGCAAUAUGCGGACGCACACAGGUGCGACGUCCGCUACUCACCUGGCGACAAAGUCUGGAUCAGCAGCCGCCAUCUACCCCCCCUCAACCAGUGCCCCAAGUUGGAGCCCCGCUUCCGAGGUCCCUUUCCUGUACUGGAACGCAUUGGUGCUGUUGCCUAUCGUAUUGCGCUCCCUUCCACCUAUUCUUGUCACAAUGUUUUCCAUGUGUCGCAGCUUGUACCAGAUCGCCCCAGGGAUCCGAUGAUGCAAGCAAAGGAGGCCGCAGUCGGCUGGCUGCCUGUACAAGGUCCAGAUGGCGUCCCAACUGACUCCUACGAAGUCGACUACAUCCUGAAUCAGCGCGGUUCGGGCUCGGACACACAGUACCUCGUCAAGUGGCGCGGAGCUCCCGAGGACCGCGCGACUUGGGAACCGGCAGAACACCUCACCAACUGUCCGUCCAUCCUCCGUGCCUGGCGCCGCUAUUAUAAACGCGCACGGGGCGCGGAGCGGGACCAGCAGAGUGUUGUCGCCGCCAGCGACAGCGUAGAUCCUCCUCAGCCUCCCGACCACACCCCUGUACGCCAAGAAGGGGGAGAGGUGGCACGCUGCCCAUCGGCAGUCGCAUCACCUACGCCUCAUGACACCCCGAAACCACAAAAUAGGCCCCAAACGUCAGCAAGCGAUGGAGAAGCUCAGGGGCGGAUUCAGGAGGCACGAAUACUGGGGAAAAGAGGAUCGGGAUUACGGAGAGCCAGGAGUACGGAAAGCAAAGGGAGGAUGUAG
Eimeria mitis is the source of this 1095-nucleotide messenger RNA. Its product is annotated as Retrotransposon nucleocapsid protein, related. Gene Ontology annotation, molecular function: nucleic acid binding. The record is from RefSeq and is a predicted model, not a curated record. The coding region runs from base 1 to 1095 and encodes 364 amino acids. Gene Ontology annotation, biological process: DNA integration. Lineage: Eukaryota; Apicomplexa; Conoidasida; Eucoccidiorida; Eimeriidae. The transcript has a single exon.